ACGAGGAAAUGCUUCGACAUCCCGUCGUCGCAUGCUCUCUCCCCUCUCCAUCCGCCGCCCCCGAGCCCAUCUCCGACCCCCGCACCGCGCUCUCCCUCGUCUCCGCCGCGCGCGACCUCCGCCAAGUACACUCCUUCCUCAUCCGCGCCGCCGAGCGCCGCCUCUCGCCCUCCACCUACGCCUCCCUCAUCCGCGCCCUCUCCAAGAGCUCCGCCCCUCUCACGGCCGUGUCCCUCUUCGUCGACAUGCUCCGCCGCUCCCCCUCGCCGUGCUCCGCCCAUCUCGAGCGCACCUUCCCUUCUCUCUUCGUCUCCUGCGCCCGCCUCGGCUCGGCCCGCGCCGGAGCUCCGCUCCAUUCCAUGGCCGUCAAGCUCGGGCUCGCUCCGGACGCGUACGUUCGCAACGCGAUGCUGUUCAUGUACGCGAAUUGCGGCUGUACGGCCGAGGCUUUGGAGCUGUUCCGUAAAUGCGUCGCCUUUGAUGUUGUCGCUUACAACACCAUGAUCAUGGGUUUUGCGAAAAGUGGUCUCCUUGAUGAGGCAUGGAAGCUGUUCGAGGAAAUGCCUGUGAGAACAGUUGUGACUUGGAGUACUAUGAUCAGCGGGUACGCGAGGAAUGGGAGGAGUAAAGAGGCCAUGGAUCUCUUUCGUCGGAUGCAGGGCGAAGGAGUCGAGCCGAAUGCCAAUAUCCUGGUGAGCUUGUUGGGGGCGUGUGCGAAUUUGGGAGCUUUGGAUCAAGGAGAGUGGAUCCAUGCUUACUUAGAGAAGAACAAGUUUGAGCUUAACCCGAUUGUGAUUACUGCAAUUAUCGAUAUGUACUGCAAAUGCGGUAGUGUAGAAAAAGCUCUUGAGGUGUUUGAGAGCGCCGAAAAUAAAGGGUUAUCUUCGUGGAACUCUAUGAUUCUGGGAUUAGCACUCGAUGGGCGUUGUCGAGAAGCAAUCGGGCUGUUCUUGAUGCUUCAAGCUAACGGAUUAAGGCCCAACAAGGUUACAUUCAUUGGGGUGUUAAUGGCUUGCAACCAUUCUGGCAUGAUGAAGAAAGCAUGGUAUUACUUCUCACUAAUGGCUAAUACUUAUGAUAUUGAACCGGAGAUUGAACACUAUGGUUGUAUGGUCGACGCCCUAGGCCGAGCGGGGCUUCUCAAGGAAGCAGAAGACUUGGUUAAGACAAUGCCCAUGAAACCUGAUUCUAUUAUAUGGGGGGCCUUGCUUUCUGCUUGUAGAACAUAUAAGAACACCGAGAUUGGCGCACGGGCGGCCAAACGGGUCCUAGAGUUGGAUCCUCAGGAUAGCGGAGGAUAUGUUAUUCUGUCGAAUACCUUCGCGGGUAGCGGGGAAUUUGGUGAUUCUGUUGGUACAAGGGUGAGGAUGAAGAAAAGUGGGGUGCGGAAGGAUCCUGGAUGCAGUGUGAUUGAGGUGAAUGGUUUGGUACAUGAGUUUGUGGCAAGUGGGGUGUUGCACCCACAGGCUAAAGAGAUUUACGAACUAUUGGAUGGGUUGGAUUCAGUACUUAGGAUGGUUAGAAAUGUGGCGUUUAGCGGAAUGGAGUUCCAAGGCUUGUAUUGGUGUUGAGCUACAUAAGAUCAACAAGCACUUUAGUACUCGCCAACGAGCUCUUAGCACUUGCCAACAAGCUCUGAGCCUGCUUCUCAUAGCGGAAGCCAAUUUUCUUCGAAUCGUCCGCGGACCAAACGAAGAUAC
Ananas comosus (pineapple) is the source of this 1700-nucleotide messenger RNA. RefSeq names its product pentatricopeptide repeat-containing protein At2g42920, chloroplastic-like. Gene Ontology annotation, molecular function: protein binding; RNA binding. The transcript has 2 exons. NCBI's taxonomy places the organism in Eukaryota, Viridiplantae, Streptophyta, Magnoliopsida, Poales, Bromeliaceae. Gene Ontology annotation, biological process: RNA modification. The record is from RefSeq and is a predicted model, not a curated record. The coding region runs from base 9 to 1571 and encodes 520 amino acids.